This is a messenger RNA of Notodromas monacha, 621 nucleotides long. Lineage: Eukaryota; Metazoa; Arthropoda; Ostracoda; Podocopida; Cyprididae. The record is from the annotation of a GenBank genome assembly.
ACAGAUCAAUUCCCGGACGAUGCGUCUGUACUAGAACCAGGACUUGGGGAUGUUGAUGAUGCGAGAUUGCGGCUGAAACGAAAACUUCAACGAAAUCGAACGUCGUUUUCCAACGAUCAAAUUGAAAGUCUCGAAAAAGAAUUUGAGCGGACUCACUAUCCUGACGUUUUUGCGCGGGAACGACUGGCAGCAAAAAUCGGACUGCCCGAAGCUCGUAUUCAGGUUUGGUUUAGCAAUCGCCGUGCAAAAUGGCGCCGAGAGGAGAAGCUGAGGAAGCAGAAGAAUUCACCUGGAAAUUGUAUUUCACCACCCGGUUCCAAUAGUUCCAACCAGCUUUUACAACCCCCAGCAUCGCCAGGUCCUGGUCACCACCCAGGUGCCAUACGACCUCCACUGUCACCCCUGGAAGAAGGAGUGGCAACAAUUGGUUCCAACAAGAUACCACCAACCUCUCCUACAACCACUCCAUCAUCCUCCACUUCGUCUACAUCUGUGGGUGGCAGUUCUUCUGUCAGUGGUCUUCCCCAGCCGACACCAACUGCUGGAGGCCACCACGGAUUUUCACCUGGUGCCAUGUAUGGUUCCUUACCACCUGCUUCCCUCACUGAAACCUAUGGGUAA